AUGUUUAGCUUGGAGAAAAGAAGUGAUAGGAAAGCCAUCUUCAAAUAUCUGUAGGGCCAUCACAUGGAAGGGGAAGUAAGCUUGUUUGCUGCUGCUCCAGAGGAUAGGACCUGAACCAAUGUAUUCAAAUCUAAAGAUAGGAGAUUCCAACUAAACAUUAGGAAUAACAUUGUGACAGUAAGAGCUGUGGGUCAAUGGAAUGGAUAACCUUGGAGGUGGUGGACGCUCCUUCAUUGGAGGUUUUUAAACAGUGGUUGGGUAGCCAUCUGCCAGGGAUUCUUUAGCUGUGACUCUUGCAUUGCAGGUGGUUGAACUGGACAAUCAAUCCUUGGGAUGCCUUCCAGCUCAGUAGUUCCAUGAACACUCCUUGUUUUCUUUUCAGGAUUCCUAAAUGAACCUCUCAGAUGUUGAUAGACAGGUAUCGUGGCCAGGAUCCAAAGAACUGUGCAACUAAUUCCAGUAUGCCCAAUGGGGCUUUUGGGGCUCACAUUUCUCCAAUAGCAGUCUCCAAUGCUUCUUGGGGAAAGUCUUUUGAAAGCUAGUAUGUCUCACACAGUUCUUUGGGUCCUAACUCUUGGAAAUAAUACAUCUGGAAUGAAAUUGAUUUGCUCUAUAACUCUGAGCUUAAGUUUUGGGAACUGGGUCUUGAAGCCCAUUAAGCUAAGGAGAAUUGUAUGCUUGGAGAAGGUGCUCAGAGCAACCUUUGGUCCUUCAGGUGUUGCAGAGUAAAACUCUCAUCCUCCCUGUCCCAUUGGUCAUGCUUGCUGGUACUGGUGCAAGCUGUGGUUCAGCAACAUCUGGAGGGCCAAAUGUUCUCCUGCACCUGGCCGAGAGGGUUAGGCCACAUGAGCUUUGCAACAUGUCCAAAUUCUCUUCCUUAGCAGAUGAAGAAGAAACCUCAUCAACAGACUCUGAUGAUUAUUACAGCUGGGACACAGAUGAAGAUACCAGUUCAGAUAUGAGUGGAUCUGAACAUACUUUAAGUGCCACUGUGAAGACAAAUAUCCAAAUGGGAGAGCAGGGAUUAGGCUUAAUCCUCAUUCAGAACGGGCCCUACAUCCAGAUCUCAAGCCUGGUAGAGAAAAGUGCAGCAGUAAGAGAUGGGAAACUCCAACCAGGUGACAUCCUGAUUAAAAUUGGGCAUGCUAAUGUCCUAGGGUGGACACUACGAGAGCUAAGGCAGCUUCUGCACACCACCCUCAUUGGGACCGUUCUGCAGAUCCAAGUUUACAGGGAAUUUAUGAAAUUACCGGUCCGAUGGGAAACUGCCAUCGACAGCAUUCCUGAAAGAAAGGGAACCAAGCUAGGAGAGACGUCAACUUACACCAGUGAAGAAGCUUGGUCGAGCAGCGAAGACUCUGAAGAUUAUGAUUACGGCUGUCAUGUUAGUGACGACGAGGAGCUUAUUGGUGGGGGCCAUGUCGUCAGCUUCGGUAGUGAUGAGAUCUAUACUACAACCGAAGUCACUGAGGUUCCUGUUAACAGAACUGUACAUGCCGAUGCUUUUCCUAAUGUCAAAGCUGUACCAUCACUUUCUUUUGAAACUUCUAAGCAACCCAAGUGGAUCUCUAAAGAGUGGCACAUCUUUGAAAGGAAAACCUACACAUUUACCGUGGGCUCAGACAUUGGUAACGACAUUAUCAUUCAUAAAGAUUUUGAAGAUGAAAGUGAUGCUGACAUUUCAAGUUUGUAUUUAACGUCCUCGUCGCCAUAUUGGACUAUGCUAAAAGGUGUUGCGCCGCCAUCAUUAUCAUCUUCCUCCUCUACUGUGUCGGAUGCAUUUUGGCUCGAAAACUUUUCUCAAGAAGUUGAAUGAGGCAACUGGAUCCAGUUUUGCACCGCCAGGAACUGGGUUUCUGAAACUGGAUCUAGUUAUAAGCUGGAUUUUCACUCAUACAACCUCUCUGCCAACUGAUGGGCGAACAGGGAACUUGGGUGUUUGAAAGAAGCGAUGCUCCCUCUUUCGAGGGAGGGAGAGAAUAAUCUCAACAGUGGAGAAAUAACUACAGUCAGUUUUCAUAUAGACAUGUCUCUGGAAGUCUAGCAGCCAAGCUAUGUAGCACAACUGCAAGAGCAGAACUUAGCCAGCUUCUGCUUGUGAAGGUCUCUGUGGCAGUUGGCAAAAGAGAAAAAUGAGAAGCAAACCCAGACACAGAGGACUGCAAACUCCCCAAACGCAAAGGGUAACACCAGCAAAGUGCCAUCGGAAGUGUGGGCGGAUGGAAACAUUUAGGGUCAACACUUCACAGAUACAGCUCUGAUGGGUAUCCCAGAGACUGGGAGUCACCGGAGCAAAGUCCUGUCCCUCAGAAUUAGGGUUAUGAGGACUGCUGGCCAACUCAAGAAGUGGGUCACCUAUUUUGUCAGCGCUACAGAAAACAGGAAGAGGGGAAACCGUUCUAAAUACAAAGCUGCUGAUUAUGUUGUAAUCUACAGGCACCUUACUUACAUUCACAAUGUCAGCAGUGGCCACAGAAUCAAUCUUUUCGGCCGCAGCACUUGGUGAUGUGUAUGCCCCAGAUGCCAGGGCCUGAGAGCCAAUUUCAUCAAGCAAGCCUUCUGAAGACUCCACAGACAUCAAGUAAGCCGCCUUCAGCUGGUUUCUGUCAAGAACAUUGAGGAAAAUGAGCAUAGCAGCCUGCUUAGGAAUCUGUAAAUAUGAUGGCAGACAAUCGGCAGGAAAAGUAUAAUGUGGAGUGCAUUUAUUUACACUGUCUUACUUGCAUUUGCAAUGCACUUUGUAAUUCUGACAAGUUACAGGAUGCCUAUUACUUUAAAACAGUCCGUGAGACUGGAAAUCACAAGGCAUUCUUGAAGGCAGGCAUGAGAGAAGAUCCAGCUUCAUGGGAGGAAAAACAACCCUCAGUUAAAUAGGUCAAAAAAAAUCUUGUAAUCAUGUAUUUUAUGAAAUCAUGUAAAACCUAACAAUUUGUUAGAUUUCCAUAGUUUAAGAGUAAAGUAGAUUUUCUGUA
Molecule: messenger RNA, 2972 nt
Organism: Podarcis muralis (Common wall lizard)
Lineage: Eukaryota; Metazoa; Chordata; Lepidosauria; Squamata; Lacertidae
Gene: PDZD9
Product: PDZ domain containing 9
Molecular function (GO): protein binding
Source: RefSeq, a predicted model, not a curated record